Besnoitia besnoiti is the source of this 270-nucleotide messenger RNA. RefSeq lists its product as uncharacterized. Lineage: Eukaryota; Apicomplexa; Conoidasida; Eucoccidiorida; Sarcocystidae. The coding region runs from base 1 to 270 and encodes 89 amino acids. The transcript has 2 exons. The record is from RefSeq and is a predicted model, not a curated record.
AUGAUGGGCUAUCGGGUAAAUCUGCAGAUUUGUGUGUGUCUCCUUGUGAUACACGUUUUCGGGAGUACAGCACGCGGCUCCGAAGACGCAAGGGACAAUAAAGUGCUUACAGCUGACAGAGUUAGUGAACAAAGUAUGGAAAAACCUGUUGACGACUUCACUGACAUCCGGCGUCUCCGCUCUGUGGCCCAUCUGGGGGCCAGCACCAACGGUACAUCCGCAUCCUUAUUUGAAACAGCCCAGAUGGAGACUGAAAGUCUCAUUGACUAG